UUAUUUUAUUUAUUUUGUUAUGCCCAAGCGCCCUUGACUGACGUGCGCUGCAACUCUGCGUUAGGCAAAUUUCUUGCCUAUCGCACUUGCUCAAACAAUGGUGGAUCUUGCCCGCUCCAUCCUCAAUUUUCCGAUCAGUUUCCAUAAUCACUAACAAUUCUCCAACUCGCUCUGGUCUAUGAAUUUGAACAAGGAUAUUGAAUGCCAUUAGCCGAUAACUUUGGUGGCCUCUAGAUUGUCUUCAUAAAACUAUGGAAGUUAAGGCCAGAGCUCCCGGAAAAAUUAUACUCUCCGGCGAACACGCAGUCGUUCAUGGAUCCACGGCCGUCGCUGCCUCCAUCAGUCUCUAUACUUCCGUUUCCCUUGCAUUCCCAAGUCAUUCCGGCAACGAUGAUACCCUAAAAAUCCAGCUGAAAGAUAUGUCAUUGGAGUUUUCGUGGCCAGUUGGUAGAAUUAAGGAAGCUCUGGCUGAAUUUAGUAAUGUCAUUUCCUCAUCACCGACAUCUUGCCCAGCUGCGUGCUUGAAAUCAAUCGGUGCUCUAGUUGAAGAACAGAACAUUCCCGAGGCAAAAUUUGGUCUUGCAUCUGGGUUAUCAGCAUUCCUCUGGCUAUACUCCUGCAUCCAAGGAUUUAAACCUGCUACGGUGGUUGUCACAUCUGAGCUUCCUAUUGGAUCUGGCCUGGGAUCGUCUGCUGCAUUCUGUGUCGCAGUUUCAGCUGCUCUACUUGCUUUAUCUAAUUCUGUAAGCGUGGACAUGGCCCACCAAGGAUGGUCAAGUUUUGGGGAAAAAGAACUUGAUUUGUUGAACAGAUGGGCAUUUGAAGGUGAAAAGAUAAUUCAUGGAAAACCAUCUGGAAUUGACAACGCAGUAAGCACAUACGGAAAUAUGAUCAAGUUCAAGUCUGGAAGCUUAAGCCUCAUCAAACCCAGCCUACCAUUGGAAAUGCUUAUCACCAACACCAAAGAAGGAAGAAACACAAAAGCUUUAGUUGCUGGUGUUUCAGAAAGAACCAUCAGACACCAUGAUGCAUUGAACUUCAUGUUUAAUGCCGUUGAUUUCAUUAGCAAGGAACUAUCAGCCAUUAUCGAGUCGCCUGUUUCUGACGAAGUAUCGAUAUCCGAGAAGGAAGAUUGUAUGGCAGAGCUGAUGGAAAUGAAUCAAGGGUUGCUCCAGAGCAUGGGGGUGAGCCAUGCCUCGAUAGAAACUGUUCUAAGGACGACAUUGAAGUACAAGUUAGCAUCCAAAUUGACAGGAGCUGGAGGUGGUGGCUGUGUUCUGACGCUGUUGCCGAGCUUGCUUUCAGGAACGAUUGUUGACAUGGUGAUUGCAGAGCUGGAGUCGUGCGGGUUCCAAUGUCUAAUUGCGGAGAUUGGAGGAAGAGGAGUUGAGAUAUGUUUUGAUGAGUUUUCAAGCACUGAUAUGAAUCAAAAUUUGUAAGUUUUUUUUUUUUUUUUUCUGAUCGGAAGAAUAUAUAAAAUAAGGCGCUUGGUUCCUACGUUU
Messenger RNA from Momordica charantia (bitter melon), 1502 nucleotides. Its product is annotated as mevalonate kinase. Gene Ontology annotation, molecular function: ATP binding; mevalonate kinase activity. The record is from RefSeq and is a predicted model, not a curated record. Lineage: Eukaryota; Viridiplantae; Streptophyta; Magnoliopsida; Cucurbitales; Cucurbitaceae. Gene Ontology annotation, cellular component: cytosol; cytoplasm. Gene Ontology annotation, biological process: isoprenoid biosynthetic process; isopentenyl diphosphate biosynthetic process, mevalonate pathway.